GCAUUAUACUUUAUCUAAUGCACACACGAUAUCCGAUAUGAAAAGUUGAAGUAUAAUGUAUACAUAAUAGCUCUAUGAGAAAUAGCAUUGCAAGAAAUUUCGAUUUUAUCUAUUGCGUGACUUUGCGUCGUAAAUUGUUCCAUUUAAUUGCAAUUCUUAUCAAGAGGUACGGUAGUGCCUCGCGCCAAGUCAUUACAUAUACCGCGGGAAUAUAUUUCUCAAACGGAAAAAAAGAAAAAUGUUUGUGGAAUAAACUCGUGUUCUUAUUGCGAUCAUACGAGAUUGUAGAUAUGUGUGAUGUAAGGUUGACGCCCAUUGACGGGAAGUCCGAUGAAAGAUCCGCGAACGAGGUCAAUGCUCAUUUGAAUAAUAGUGAUGUUCACACACGAAUAAGGAUAUCGCGAGGAUGUUUGAUCAUUGGUGAGUAUAAGGACGUAUGUACAUCGACUGUUGAGCACGAGAAUCAUCAUCUUCUCGCGACUGCGACUGAAGAAAUGGAAUUAAAGAAAAAUAAAAGGCUUGAGGAGACAACUUUCAAUAGCUUCGAUGGCAAAAAGCUGAUCAACACAACUGAGGAAAAGGCACGCUCUGAGAAUACUCACAUAGAAGCGUUCGAGUUCAAGAAGACUAUUGAAGAAUCGAAGGGAAGAAAACGGGUAUUCUCCUUGUUCGACACACUGAUCGCUCUGGUUGUAAUUGGACCUUCGACAGUCGGUUUCUGGAGAGGAAUCUGGACAUGGAUGGACCUUCAUAGGGACUUAUUUCCCGCCUGGUUUUGCUUCAUGACUGGAGCUACUUUGCACGUGCUAUUUGCGUUCUUCAAGGAUCGCUUCCAUAUCAGGUAUAUGGACGAGUGGACUAAAUUAAACACGUUCAAGCGAUUGCCUUAUCGCGCGCUGCAAAUUCUGUAUACAUAUACCUUCGGUGUAGCCUGCAACGCGCAUUGGCGGGGUUGCUGGAUCAUCAUCGACGAUUACUUUUUUAUGCACUUAUGCGUUGAAGCCUCUUUUCCGCGAUGCUGAUUGGUCAUCUCACUCGCGUCUCGCGUACGCGGCUUGCUUUGCACGCCGGUUGCGGCUGUCAUCGAGCGAAGUUCGUUUUGACAUCUCGAUCGCACGUUAUAUAUGCAGCUUACUUCUCGUGCGAUAUAAUGUGUCAUUGUGUCGUUGAAAGAAGGAAAAGAAGAAACUGAGAAAACUAUAAAAAGGGGGAAAAAAGAGAAGGAACGUACGAAGGAUAGUGCGUUCUUUCUUGUUAUCGCAUGCAAUUUUGCGACUAGAGGAUUCCGAAUCUUGCUCCUGCAGCCAAGUAA
Harpegnathos saltator (Jerdon's jumping ant) is the source of this 1312-nucleotide messenger RNA. RefSeq lists its product as uncharacterized. NCBI's taxonomy places the organism in Eukaryota, Metazoa, Arthropoda, Insecta, Hymenoptera, Formicidae. The record is from RefSeq and is a predicted model, not a curated record. The transcript is spliced from 4 exons. The coding region runs from base 75 to 1022 and encodes 315 amino acids.